GUCAAAACUGCCUGCCAUAGCCUCAUCUAAGGCAGGAACUUGAGUGUGAACAGGUUUCUUCAGGUUAAAGUCCUCCUGCUGUAGCCGAUUCCUGAAAGACCCGCUUUCGGUCACGUCCGAGGAAAACUUGAAGCAGAAGGUUUCAUGAUGGCCGAAGGAGAGGAUUCUGGGUUUUCUCUCAUGAGCCUGGAGGAUGAGCUGACCUGCAGUAUCUGCCUGAGCACCUUUGACUGUCCGGUCACCAUACCCUGCGGACACAACUUCUGCCAGGGCUGCCUGCUCGCCACCUGGAGAGACUCGUACAGCUGCCCGCAGUGUCGGACCCUGUUCGCCACCAAGCCGGAGUUGAAGAAGAACACGGUCCUCAGCACCGUGGUGGAGACCUUCAGGGUCAGGGCCGUUAAAGGAGAAGGUGCUGCUGCUGCUGCUGCUGCUAAACCGGAGAAGAAGAAGAAUGUAAUCCGCUGUGACACCUGCAUGGAGGCAGAGGCGGCUCAGACCUGUCUCACCUGCAUGGCCUCCUUCUGUGAGGAGCACCUGCGGCCCCACAGAGAAAACCCCAUUUUCCGCCUCCACCAGCUGUCUCUCCCUAUAGGGGAUCUGAUGGAGCGAAUCUGCUCUGACCACCACAAGCUGAUGGAGCUCUUCUGCACCCAACACCAGCGUCCCAUCUGCAGCCUGUGCCUGCAGCAGGUCCACAGAGGCUGCCCCUUUACCACUCCAGAGGAGCAAAGGAGCCUGAAAGAGUCUGACCUGAGAGAGAAGUUGGGUUUUCUGGAUGGAAAGCUUUCAAAGAAUGAGACAGUUAUUUCUCAAAUGAGGGCUAUGCAGAACAAGUUAAAGGAGUCAGCCGUCCACAGGAAAAGUUCCCUAGCAGCCGGGUAUCAGCAGAUGCGGGACAUGCUGGCCAGAGAGGAGGGUGAAGCCCUGAAGGCGAUAGACAAAGAGGUGGAGAGUGGUGAAGUGAAAAUCAAAGGCCUUAUCACAAAGUUGAGUGAUAAUGUCAACAACAUCAGCAAAGCUAAAGAGGAAAUCCACAUUCUGCUGGGUCAGUCCCAAACCCUGGCCUUCUUACAGAGUUCAUUCAACCUUCCCCAAGCUGUAAGCUUUGAUCCCUACACCCCUCGAAUCACUCUGGACUCCAAGAAGGUCGUACAGUCCGAGGCCUUUGCUAUGACACUGAAGAACUAUCUGAUUGAGCUUUUGAAACACCCUGUGGAGGCCAGAAUCCCAAAACUCAUAGCAGACAUUAAUACUGGCGCAUAUGCAGUAGGUGAAAAAGCAGCUUAUGAAUCAGGGCUUGGGCCUUCCAGUCCUGGAACUAAUGUGGAACCCGUGCUAAAGUUUCCUCAGUUUAGGCUCCAGGGUCCAGGUCCUCAGGCCAAACCCGCUCAAAAGAAGAAACCUCAAAAAACCAAAACUGAGAACACUCUAGGAAAUAAAAAACUGGGAAAAUCUAUGGAAAACCUGCUGGAGUUUGGUGUGAAAGAAAACCAGAAGGGCCGUGCUGCUGCUGCUGAAAGCAAAGAAAAAACUGCUCUUGUUACAGAGACUUCAGAAAUUCCCACAGAGAUAAGUUCUGCUGAAAAAAGAAGUGACCUUCUCAAAUACGGCACUGUGCUCACCUUUGAUCCAAGAACAGCCCAUAAACGCAUCGAACUUAGUGAGAAUUUAACCAAAGCCUCAGUGUCUGAUGACCACACGAAGUACCCCGACUGCCCCGAGCGCUUUGCCGUCUGCUCCCAGGUCCUCACCUCCAAGGGUUUCUCUGCAGGCCGUCAUUACUGGGAGGUGCGGCUUAGCUGCAACAACUUCAUCGGCAUCGGCCUGGCGUACAGCAGCAUCGACCGAAAGGGUCCCACCAGCCGGCUCGGACGCAAUGACAAGUCCUGGUGCGUGGAGUGGUUCAACGUGAAGCUGUCUGCCUGGCAUAACAGCAGGGAGACUGUGCUGGUCAAUCCUAGCCCAAAGCGCAUAGGGGUGCUGUUGGAUUGUGAGGAGGGAAAGGCUACGUUCUAUAAUGUAGCAGACAGGGCUUAUCCCUUCCACUCCUUUGCUUUUCCGUUCGCUGAGGCCGUCUACCCAGCCUUCUGGAUUUUCUCCAGUGGCUCUUACAUUACUCUGUGCAAGCUUCAGUAAACUACAGCAUACAGUUAAAUAUGUGAACUGUAUGUAUUAUUGAAGCAGGAGAAAAACGGCAGAUUAAUUGGUUUCAUUUACUACCAGUUAGUGUGAAGUUUUGGAAAUGGAAAUUAAUCUUAAAGGAUCAUUGCUAAUGCUCCUUUCGGCUUUAAAAACCAAAUACUAUCAGUAUAUUUGUUGUUAAAGCAUACAAAGGUUGCCCCAGCCUUGUUCCUUUUAACAUUCUUUUGGUUUAAAGGUAUACUAUGCAGUCUGAAUUU
This is a messenger RNA of Cyprinodon tularosa, 2402 nucleotides long. RefSeq names its product E3 ubiquitin/ISG15 ligase TRIM25-like. The transcript has 11 exons. Gene Ontology annotation, molecular function: zinc ion binding; protein binding. Bases 145 to 2139 code for a protein of 664 amino acids. The record is from RefSeq and is a predicted model, not a curated record. Lineage: Eukaryota; Metazoa; Chordata; Actinopteri; Cyprinodontiformes; Cyprinodontidae.